Messenger RNA from Medioppia subpectinata, 1697 nucleotides. The record is from the annotation of a GenBank genome assembly. Lineage: Eukaryota; Metazoa; Arthropoda; Arachnida; Sarcoptiformes; Oppiidae.
AAUCUACAUGCAUUACUUUUCUACAAAAAUCAACUGUAUUUGCAUGUGAUUCACACAAUUGCAAUAAUUGUCAUUAAAAGUAUAGUACCAUUGAUUAGAUGGUGAAACCAAUUGAGACAAUUAUGCCGCCGACCACACCAUCGCCUCAGGCUAUUAAUCGCCUCCAGAAAGACUAUAUGCAACUAAUAGAGGAACCGCUCGACAACAUUGUCGCGCAUCCCAUCGAAGAUAACAUAUUUGAAUGGGUCUAUGUGUUUAGGGGGCCGACAGAGACGGCCUUUUCGGGCGGUAUCUAUUUGGGUUCGCUAUCGUUCCCCGGGAACUACCCUCUGGACGGGCCCGCCAUCCAUAUGAAGACCCCGUCGGGCAAAUUCAGCACAAGUGAAAAGCUGUGCAUUUCGGGCAUCAGUGAUAUGCAUCCCGAGACGUGGACUUCAGUUAACACUGUGUCCACUAUUUUGUUGAGUUUAUUUAGUUUUAUGGCCGAUGACAAGUGCGGCGCCUUCUCCGGACAGGACCCCGAGAUAUUCCGACUGUCGGCCGACACAAUCAAAGCACGUCAGGCAGAGUUGGCCGCCAAGAGCUGGUCCUUCGCUCUCAAUGAGCCGUUAUUUCGCCAAUACUUUCCCCAAUUCAUCGAUACAAUUUGUUAUCCCCGACCCGUUGUGGUCAAGCGCCUGAUUAAUGAAUAUUACAGGCUAUUGAUUGAUCCGAUUGACAAUAUCAUCGCACAUCCCAUCGAUAAUAACUUAUUUGAAUGGGUAUAUGUGUUGAGAGGUUUGCCGGACACCCCCUUUAAUGGAGGCAUAUAUUAUGGCAAACUAUGCUAUCCUUACGAUUUCCCAUUUCACGCGCCGGCGAUAUACAUGACGACCCCAUCGGGUAAAUUCAGUACAACCGAAAAGCUGGGUAUUCCGGGUAUCAGUGAUGUGGCGCCCGAGGGCUGGUGGUUGGGAAAUACGGUGUCUCUUAUUUUGUUUACGUUAGCCGUAUUCAUGUGGGACGACAAGAGCUGUCCAUUUCCGGGCUACGAUCCGGCCUCACUAUGGCUGCCGAUCGACCAAUUAGAGCGACGCCAGAGAGAGUUGGCCGCCAAGAGCUGGUCAUUCAAUCUCAAUGAUCCCCACUUUUGCGCACAGUUUCCACAACUCGUCGAUACAAUCCCGAGGACUAACCUUUCGGCCACUCGUCUAGAGAAGGAAUACAAAGAUCUGUUGAGAAAUCCGAUCGACAAUAUCAUUGCACAUCCAAUCGAAGACAACUAUUUUCAAUGGGUAUACGUGUUGUUGGGUCCGUCGGACACACCCUUUUCGGGCGGCACAUACUUCGGUACUUUGUAUUAUCCAAAGAGUUACCCCUUCGCGGCGCCGGCCAUAUACAUGAGGACCCCAUCGGGUAAAUUCAGUACUGCAACCAAAUUAGGUAUUCCGGGCAUUAGUGACGUGUAUCCCGAUUUGUGGAGCUGUGCCUAUACGGCGUCAACUAUUUUGCUCACAUUAUCGGCAUUCAUGUGCGACGACAAGUGCAUUGAAUUUGUGGGCAAAGAUCCCGAAUUAUCACUCAAUGAGCCAAUCAAUGAAUUACAACAACGCCAGAAAGAUUUGGCCGCAAAGAGCUGGUCAUUCAAUCUCAACGAUUCCCUCUUUCAACAACACGUUUUACAAUUUGAUGAUACAAAACCUUCAAAUUACCAGGAC